Molecule: messenger RNA, 5290 nt
Organism: Alosa alosa (allis shad)
Lineage: Eukaryota; Metazoa; Chordata; Actinopteri; Clupeiformes; Clupeidae
Gene: epb41l3a
Product: erythrocyte membrane protein band 4.1-like 3a
Exons: 27
Coding region: 686-4174 (1162 amino acids)
Biological process (GO): cortical actin cytoskeleton organization
Cellular component (GO): cytoskeleton; plasma membrane
Molecular function (GO): actin binding; structural molecule activity
Source: RefSeq, a predicted model, not a curated record
UCAGCAAAAUUGUUGUUUUUGUUGGAAAGGUUAUUCCUUUUUUUCCUCUUCUAAAGUAUUUCUCUGCUAAAAAAUCAUGUAUUUUGGUGUUGCAUGAACGCUCUCCUUUAACAGCUGUUUCUCCUACGGGGUUCAGUCGCACAGUUGCGCUCACCUCCUAACCACUUUUGUCAAAAGCAGCAGGGACAACGACAGGGAUUUGAUCAUUCGCAUUCUGUUCCUUAAAAAUGCAAUCUCAUAUUUAAAAUCGAGCGAGUACUCAUAUGCUUGCUGUACGAUUAAUUUUCCAAUGUCUUGUAGCAAGAUCGUUUGUUUGUUUGUUUGUGGUCGACUAGUCUAAGCGGUCCACGGUCUGGUGCUGACUUGGUAAAAGGAACCUGCAAUCUCGAAUGAGGAGCGCAGUAAUCAGUUUAGUGAAUGCAUUCGAUUUGUAUGCCUCAUUUAGGCAUGAUUUGGCACAAUCAAUUUGAGAACUGUGGAAAAUAUUUUCCAUCCAUUGUAGUCCUAGGCUACAUACAUGUAGCUGUAGACACAUGCUUGUAUGACCUAUGCUUAAUGUGCUUUAUGUCUGUGUACUCUGUCUGAUUCAUUUUUCUCCCUUGGUGGCUGGGUCCUGGGACAUCAUCAACAUGUCAAAUGGAUACCACUUGGAUGUCGUUCAAUGACGUGCUUUGUCUGAAUCACCAUGACGACAGAGCCAGGUUCGGAGUUGGAGUCUAAACCUGAGGACGGUGCGGCACCUGCCCAGACAGCCCCACCCCCCCAGGACAGCCAACCGUGUGACCCUGAGGAGUUUCCCCCAGCCGCCGCCCACAGCACCCCCCUCAGGAAAGAGCAGAACGGAGAGAGGGAGGUCGUCGGAGGAGGCGGCGGUGGUAUCCCACAGGGGAAGGGCGAUUACCAGCCGGGCGAGGAGGACCUCGCCUCUCACCGAUCGUCCACCAGCAAGCUCUCAAGGUCCCCGGGGAAGGCGGCCAAGAGGCCCAAGAACAUGCAGUGCAAGGUCACCCUCCUGGACGGCUCCGACUACACCUGUGUAGUGGAGAAACGGGAGAAGGGGCAGGUACUAUUUGACAAAGUAUGUGAGCAGCUCAACCUUCUAGAAAGAGACUACUUUGGCAUCACAUUCCGUGACAUUGAAAACCAAAAGAACUGGCUGGACCCCUCCAAAGACAUGAAGAAACAGAUUCGAGGAGUCCCCUGGAACUUCUCCUUUAAUGUGAAGUUCUACCCGCCAGACCCCGCCCAGCUCUCAGAGGAUAUCACAAGGUACUAUCUGUGUUUACAGCUGAGAGAUGACGUGGUGUCUGGACGCUUGCCGUGCUCGUUUGCCACACACACUGUCCUCGGCUCCUACAGUGUCCAAUCAGAGCUCGGUGACUUCGACCCAGACGAGUACGGCAGCGAGUACGUCAGCGAGUUCCGCUUUGCACCAAACCAAACCAAGGAGAUGGAGGAAAAAGUCAUGGAUCUCCACAAGAACUAUAAAGGAAUGACGCCAGCUGAGGCUGAAAUGCACUUCCUGGAGAAUGUGAAAAAGCUCUCGAUGUACGGAGUGGACCUUCAUCAUGCCAAGUUGGUAGGAAGCCGCUUUGAUUGCUUGUCGCCGGCUAAGGGGGAGGAUUCGGAGGGGGUGGAGAUCAUGUUGGGCGUGUGCUCAUCCGGUCUCCUCAUCUACCGCGACAGACUGCGCAUCAACCGUUUCGCCUGGCCCAAGAUCCUCAAGAUCUCCUACAAGAGGAACAACUUCUACAUCAAGAUCAGGCCUGGGGAGUUUGAGCAGUUUGAAAGUACAAUCGGCUUUAAGCUACCAAACCAUCGCGCAGCCAAGAGACUGUGGAAGGUGUGUGUGGAACAUCACACAUUUUUCAGGCUGGUAUCGCCAGAAACACCGCCAAAGAAGUUCCUGACGUUGGGUUCUAAGUUCCGCUACAGUGGUAGAACCCAAGCCCAGACCAGGAGAGCCAGCUCCCAGAUAGUCCGCCCUGCGCCCUUCUUUGAGCGCUCCACCAGCAAGCGCUACAGAAUGUCUCGCAGCCUGGACGGAGCUCCUCAGAGUACACCCAAACACACAGCGCCUGUAGUCCCGGGACUUAAGCCACCUGCCACUAUAAACGGCACUAAACCAACAGAGAUGGGCACGGCUUUGUACGGGACUGCAAAGGGCUUCGCUGUGAGUGACCUCAUCACCACGGUGACGCCAGAGAAGAAGGCCGAGGAGAGGCGCGCGGAGGAGGCGGCCGCAGCAGCAGCAGCAGCCUCCAUCCCUUCCCCACUCACUCCCAUCGCCGUCCCAAUCCACGCCAGCGUUGGAGUGGUGGAGGUCCUGGAGGAAGAGGACGAGUCGACAAGGGCCACGGAGCUCUCUCUGCCCAGCCCGCCAACACCCGUGCGCCAGGACACUAAGACUGACUUUACAGACACUGCUGUCGACGGUGAUCUGACAGCCACAGAGUCAGACCAGGACGAUGAAUCAGAGCUAAGGACACAGCCCAGUUUCAUAAGGAGAAUAAAAGGAGAGAAUGUUUUUAUCAGGCAUAGUAAACUGAUGCUUGAGGACGCAGACGACACUCCAGAGACACUGGUCAAACACCAGACCAAUAUCAGCGAGCUGAAGAGGACCUUCCUGGAGCAGGGCGCUGACAAGUCCGGCCUGACCGAGUGGGAGAAGCGCCUCUCCUCCUCCCCUCUCCGCUCGCCGCGACUGGACGAGGCGCCCAUGAUUGAGCCCCUCCUCCCUGACGAAACCAAAGAGGACCGGAAGGACGAGGACAUAAAAGAGGUGACCGAGGGGGCUCCCGAAACAAAGGACACUCUCCCGGAGACCAACACCGCUGUGGAUUCUGAAGGGUGGGUAAUAGUAAGCAAAGUCCCUCCUCAGGUAGCAGAAAAGAAAGGCCUUGCCAGCUACAAAAUAGUUUCGGUGACUAAUGCGGUGGAGGACGGGGCCAGUGCCAGCUCCGAGGUCAAACCCCUCGAGGUCCUCCAAGACGAGGCAGUGGCCAAGACUGAAGAAGUACGAGAGAAGACCUACACAUUGGGCAAGUCCUACGACACCACGUCAGGGAAGAUUGUGACCAUGACGAGCCGGGCCAAAGACGGGGACCUGCCAUCGCCCUCCGCUUCCCCGCUGAGCAGCAUCCCUGACCAGACGGCCACCGCUGUGAAGAUCAUCCCAGUGGACACGGAAGACGAGCUGUCCGACCCGGUGCCGAUCAAGCCGACCAAGGGUCCGCCACCACUGAUCUCCGUCAAACCAGCAUGGAAGCCUCCGCCGGCCGACGCGAGUGCGGUGAGGGAGGGAGCAGAGGCCGUCCACUCUGGCGAGGAGACCGCUGACGCAGAGAAGUUGGAUCAAAAGCUGCUGGCGGCGGACGCUGCCCUGGGAGACAGGACGAUGAGAUCGCCGCUCCGGUCGCCACUCAAGUCUCCGGCCAUUCCGCAAACGCCGGAGCUGCCGCGCCUGAGUCCUGGCCACGUGUCCUAUUUAGCCAAAACGCCCCCCACCGCCAGAGUGCCUAAGCCCACCUUUGAGGAGAUGUCUCCGGAGCUCACGGCUCUCUUGCAGUCGGCCCGAGAGCAGAUCACCACCCGCGGAUGGUCUUCCACCUCUCCCCAUAGUCAGGCCUUCACCAAGCCCACGGGCAGUCCAGAGAAAGUGGCGGCGAUGCAGGAGGGUCAGUCCGAGGAUGGCGGCGGCGGCAGCGGCAUUCUAGAUCAGCGGUCAGACGUGGAGCAGUCCGCCACACAGCUCUCCUCAGUGCUCCAGACAGAGGUCAUGACCUUCAGUAGCUCCAUGGCCGAAGAAUCAGAAAAACUGGUCACCCAGGAAGUCCCAGUAAUACACACGGAAAUGAAAACCAUCACAUACGAGUCACUACAGGGUGACACGGACAGCGAGGCCGAACCCGGAGUGCUCCUGAGCGCCCAGACCAUCACGUCGGAAACGACCAGCACCACCACCACCACGCAUAUCACCAAGACUGUGAAGGGCGGCAUCUCGGAAACGAGGAUUGAGAAGAGAAUCGUCAUCUCAGGAGAUGCAGACAUCGAUCAUGAUGAGGCCCUGGCUCAAGCUAUCAAAGAGGCCAAAGAGCAGCAUCCCGACAUGUCAGUGACCAAAGUCGUGGUCCAUAAAGAGACUGAGAUCACGCCAGAGGAGGGCGAAGAGUGACCCGCAGGAUUAACACAUGCUCACGGAUUUUGUGUUUCACACUGUACGGAGGAAAGAGGCGCUUGGGGAAACGCUGAUCACGCUAACAGCAUCAUAAAAGAAUGGAUACUACUUCAUCUAAGCACUUCUGGAGUAGCAUCAAACUCUCCCACUGUCACCAACCCAGGCUUACAAAUCCACACAGCACUCCAGUUCGCUCUUGGAUCAUGUAAUCUGCAUGAAAAGGGAACAAUUCAGCAUUUUUUGUAAAGACGAAGAAAUAGUGAAAGAAAUAGUGAAAAAAGAAACAUUUUAGCAAAAAAUGAAACUGUGUACAUUUUACUCAACCUGCGCACUCAGUCGAAAGGGACAAGAAUGUAAGUUAGAGAUGUUUUGAAAAUAUUACUGAUAUAAAUAACUACAUUUUAUUUAUUAAAGUAAAGCUCACUCCACAAAUGAUACAAAUAGGCUGUACCUAUAUGAGCGCACAAUAUUUAACCAUGCAAUAGAUGUGCCAUUCAUAUUGCCAAGCUCUCACCCACAUGUACAACUCUUCAGUUUUAUGUGUUUUUUUCUCAUGCUGAAUGUUACAGAGAGAUAAAGGGGUAAAAUGCAUAGCUUUUGUAGGUCAUUAAACUAUUAGAACAUGUUAUUUUGUUUUUACUUGAAUUCUUUUUCCGUUUGUUUCUUUGUUAUGUUUCCCCUUAAAUACUGAGGAGUAAAUGGAAGGGAGCCAGCGCCUUUUGGCUUUUAUUUUCUGCCAGCGAGUGCGUUUGAAAGCUGCUGCUGCUGCUGCUGCUGAACUGAACCGCUGUAGAGAGAGUGUAUUUACUGGAAGAUGGUCUACUCUGUGCCCCUGCUGCUCUGAAAAUCCAUCCUAGAAUUGUCCCAGCCUGUGACGACGGCACAUCAAGCCUUAAACUGUACAGAGUGGAUUGAAACCCCUUCUGCCCAAGAUAGCUCAAACCAUGUGUGUGUGUAAGUGUGUGUGUGUAUGUGUGUCUUUGUUUGUUUCUUUUUUUUUUCAACAGCUCCAUGUGUUGGUCAUUCGGAAACCUUCUAUAUGUCAGCUGAAAAACCAUCCAUGUUGAAUGAGUUUCCUUCAAAAGCUCAAAUAAAACAGUGAAAUGAACUUAA